This is a messenger RNA of Tripterygium wilfordii, 653 nucleotides long. RefSeq names its product protein RALF-like 34. The transcript has a single exon. Lineage: Eukaryota; Viridiplantae; Streptophyta; Magnoliopsida; Celastrales; Celastraceae. The coding region runs from base 83 to 499 and encodes 138 amino acids. The record is from RefSeq and is a predicted model, not a curated record.
GUGACUCUUUUGUCUCUCCCAACAUAAAUUAUAUUUCAGCCAGACAAAUACACAAACACCUAGCGAACCAUUUUUCCCUCCCAUGGCGUCCUUCAAAUCAAGGAGCUUCACUUCUAUUCUCUGGCUCUUCUUGAUCACCAUCCUUUCUGGUAGCCCCAAAAUUCAGGCCCAGGUUGAUGAGUCGAAGCUCGGUCUAAUGACAGAUGCUCUGGAGUGGCCAUUCUCGAUGUCUCUGUACAGCGACCUUGACAAUGUCGACGACUUGGAGUUCGAGGAUGGUGUUGAUGUUGGCGAUGAUGAUGUAGUUGAUCGCAGCAGAUCUUUGUUCUGGCAGAGGGGGAGGCGGUACUACAUUUCGUACGGGGCACUCUCUGCGAACAGAAUCCCAUGUCCACCGCGUUCGGGGAGGUCGUACUAUACUCACAACUGUUUCAAGGCCAGAGGAACUGCACACCCUUACACUAGAGGGUGUUCCGCGAUCACCCGUUGCAGGAGAUGAUGAGUUUGGGCUUAAUUUCUGCAUCCUCGAAUCACAGUUUCGGUUUUAAUAAACAUGAGCGUAGUAAUUGAGUAAUAUCUUUUGAUUCUGCAAAGUGUUCUAUGUUUGCUAUUAUUAAUGUGAAGCCUUGAAGUUAUCAUUCCUUGUUUGGCCA